This is a messenger RNA of Mercurialis annua (annual mercury), 842 nucleotides long. Its product is annotated as V-type proton ATPase subunit G-like. Gene Ontology annotation, cellular component: vacuolar proton-transporting V-type ATPase complex. The transcript is spliced from 4 exons. The record is from RefSeq and is a predicted model, not a curated record. Gene Ontology annotation, molecular function: proton-transporting ATPase activity, rotational mechanism. Gene Ontology annotation, biological process: proton transmembrane transport. The coding region runs from base 374 to 700 and encodes 108 amino acids. Lineage: Eukaryota; Viridiplantae; Streptophyta; Magnoliopsida; Malpighiales; Euphorbiaceae.
AGCAGGCAAGCCAGGUUGCUCAGCCUCUGCAAUGAUUGUCGCUCUCCAUCUCUAUUAAUUGCAUCAACCACUUAAUCAAAGCAUUGUGCAAAUAUUGAAAAACUAAAUCUACAUACUUGUAAAUUUCCCUUUCAAUUCGGCUUGAAAAUUGCUUAGCAUUUACACGUAUUGAUUAAAACCACUUUGAUAUGACUAUGAGAUUAACAUUAACCUUAAACUGACCCCUUCAUUUGUGGAAUUCUGAAUAUUAACAUCUCCCUUUCUUUCAUUCUUAUCUUUUACUUAAUUUAAUUCCUCUUCUGGUGAAUAAUUUCCUGGAAAACAAUCCUUCCGUUUAAUUUCUCCUUUCUUCAGGUGAGGUUGCAUAAUUGGUAUGGAGUCAAUGAGAGGUCAAGGAGGCAUUCAGAUGCUGCUAACUGCAGAACAGGAAGCACAACAUAUAGUUUCUGCAGCUAGAAACUUGAAGAUGACAAGGUUAAAGCAAGCUAAAGAUGAAGCUGAGAAAGAAAUGGCUAACUAUCGAACCCAUUUAGAGUCUGAAUAUCAAAACAAACUCUCCGAGACAAGUGGGAAUUCUGGGAAUACUGUGAAAAGACUUGAUGAAGAAACUGAAGUAAAGAUUAAGAAUUUGAAGGAAUCAGCCUCCAAAGUCCAGUCAGAUGUUGUAGCUAUGCUCUUGAAGUAUGUUACUACUGUUUAGCCCUGCUUUUUCAAGGUUGGUAAUAAAAUAAAUUUUAAUUAGCAUCAGAUUCAGAGCCGUACCACCCUUCAACUCUUUGGUUUUGUAUGGUACUCGAUAUGAAUAUUCACCUAAAAUUCAUAACCAUAUCGAUUAAUUUUUC